Messenger RNA from Gaeumannomyces tritici R3-111a-1, 412 nucleotides. RefSeq lists its product as hypothetical. The record is from RefSeq and is a predicted model, not a curated record. The transcript is spliced from 2 exons. Bases 68 to 412 code for a protein of 114 amino acids. NCBI's taxonomy places the organism in Eukaryota, Fungi, Ascomycota, Sordariomycetes, Magnaporthales, Magnaporthaceae.
CAGAACUGCACCAAUCAGCCCUUGAAUCACUCUGCCUGCACAGAAAAACUCAGCAAAAUCAUCCAAGAUGGUCAAGUUCGCCGCUAUCGCUGCCGCCGCCGCCCUCGCCGGGCAGGUCACGGCCCAGAUGCCAGACACCUGCUUCCUUCGCCGCUCCUACUGCGGCGGCCAGCUGCUCUCUGGAUCGGGGCAGAACUACCAGAAUUGGGAGAAGCGCGUAGACGACGCUCUCCGUGCUGAUGGGCUCCCUAUCGACGGAUCCCACAGGUACAACACCCUGUUUGUCUGCAUCGGCCCCACGUCUCUGGGAGUGGCUCAGUACUGCCCCGCUGCCGGCCUGGCCUGCCAGCCCAGCAACAGCGACGCCUGCGGCCACAACACUGCCCUGAACUCCUGCUGCGGCCGCAACUAG